Morone saxatilis (striped sea-bass) is the source of this 1482-nucleotide messenger RNA. RefSeq names its product cyclin-dependent kinase-like 1. Lineage: Eukaryota; Metazoa; Chordata; Actinopteri; Moronidae. Gene Ontology annotation, biological process: protein phosphorylation. The record is from RefSeq and is a predicted model, not a curated record. Gene Ontology annotation, cellular component: nucleus. Gene Ontology annotation, molecular function: ATP binding; cyclin-dependent protein serine/threonine kinase activity.
UCUGCGCAGUUUCUAAGGGGGGUAAGUUAAACGCCGUAACUAGCGGCGCAUUGACGCACUUCUCCUGUGUUUUUUAUGAAUAAAACGUUUACGAACACGUCGUUGUACAGUGUGAAACUCGAUUCAGAAUGGAGACUUUACGUUGACUUAACUUAAUGGACGGAGCCGAGGGGGAAACACACACCGGCGAGAGAGAGGGUUACCAAGGUAGUGACGACGCGCAGGACGUGGAGACAGCGGAGGGAGAGAGUAAUAGCAGUAAGAGAGAGAGAGAGAGAGAGACCUCUGAAAUCCUGUAACAAUAAUAAUAACGUUAUGAAGUUUAAUUUAAUUUAAGGCUGAGAGAAGUGGCUGCGCACUGAGGUUACCUUUGCGCAUGGACUGAAAUCACCUGCAGGCUCGUUGCUGACUUGAUGAAGACCCUUUCUAAUUCUGGACAGGUGACAGCAACUUACUGCCCAAUGGAGAAAUAUGAAAAGCUGGCCAAAAUUGGUGAGGGUUCCUACGGUGUGGUGUUCAAAUGCAGACACAGAGAUACUGGCCAGAUAGUUGCCAUCAAGAAGUUUGUGGAAUCUGAAGAUGACCCGGUCAUUAAGAAGAUUGCACUGCGAGAAAUACGCAUGCUGAAGCAGCUGAAACAUGUGAAUCUGGUCAACCUGCUGGAGGUCUUCAGGAGGAAGAGACGGCUCCACUUGGUGUUUGAGUUCUGUGAGCAGACGGUCCUCAAUGAGCUGGACAAACACCCUCGAGGUGCAUCCACCGUGAUGUAAAGCCGGAGAACAUCCUCCUCACCAAAACCGGUGUCAUCAAGCUCUGCGACUUUGGCUUCGCCCGCAUCCUGACAGGACCAGAGGAUGACUACACAGACUACGUAGCAACCCGCUGGUACCGGGCCCCUGAACUGCUGGUUGGAGAUACUCAGUAUGGGCCUGCUGUGGACGUGUGGGCUCUGGGCUGCGUCUUUGCUGAGCUGCUACAUGGCAAUCCACUCUGGCCUGGGAAGUCUGACGUUGACCAGCUUUACCUCAUCCGAAAAACUCUAGGUGACCUGAUCCCUCGUCAUCAACAGGUCUUCCGCUCCAAUGUUUUCUUCAGUGGAGUUAGUAUUCCUGAACCUGAUACUACGGAGCCAUUGGAAAAGCGUUUCCAUGGAGUGUCUCCUCAUGCCCUCCAGGUUAUGAAGUCUUGCCUGGUGAUGGACCCCUCUCUCCGGCUGUCCUGUGAAGAGCUGCUGGAGCUGCCUUACUUCCAGGAGGAAGGAGUAGCCAACUGGGGCCGUGAUGGUGAGCGCCCCGGGAGACGACAUGACAAAGGCUCCCGACGUAGACAGGCAGGGGCUCAGUACUUGCCUCAGUUACCAAACAGCAACAUCUCACCAGCACCGGAUGUAAAGAAACAGGUGAAGCAUAAAUAUCACCUGCCCAACAUUUAACAAAGCAACGAAUCAGUCUACACGUUUGUGGCUGAACUGAGAAAGAUGGA